AUGCCGCCGGGAGGAACGGGAUCCGACGCCCGCUUCUUUCUCAAGGCAAUUCGGACGGUUCUGCUCCCGCCUCUCUCGGCUGCACCGGGCGAGCUGAUUCCGGGAGAUCCCGCACUGGGCCUCCAGAACCGGGCUGGGGGCAUUACGCGGGGAUGGGACUGCGGGCGCGGGCGAGGGAGCCAGCAAGCAGCUGAGCUGGUUGGCGAGCCCCAAAUGACAGGGGAGGACACCGGUAAAAAGGGCUGCGCCGCGGGAGACCGCGUCGAGUGGUUCAGGAGCGAGGAGGGGGGGUGGCAGGGCCUGCGGGUCACUGGCCGAGAGUGCGUCCUGCGAAAGUGGGGUCGGGACCUGCCUCGGGCCAGAAGCACGCCCUUUUCUCAAGCAACCCAGAGGGAGGACACCCCCGGGGUGCAGACGCUGCUGGAAUUUAAACCUUACCUGUUGGUGAUCUUUACCUCGGGCACCAAGUUGGCCGACCAUGGCUCCUCGCUCCUCAACUUCAGUUAUGGCGAUUAUGAUCUCCCUCUAGAUGAAGAUGAGGACAUGACCAAGACCCGGACCUUCUUUGCAGCCAAGAUUGUCAUUGGCGUGGCACUGGCAGGCAUCAUGCUAAUCUGUGGUAUUGGCAACUUUGUCUUUAUCGCUGCUCGCCGCUAUAAGAAGCUGCGCAACCUCACCAACCUGCUUAUUGCUAACUUGGCCAUCUCUGACUUCCUGGUGGCCAUCGUCUGUUGCCCCUUCGAGAUGGACUACUAUGUAGUACGCCAGCUUUCCUGGGAGCACGGCCAUGUGCUCUGUGCCUCCAUCAACUACCUGCGUACUGUCUCCCUCUAUGUCUCCACCAAUGCCCUGCUGGCCAUUGCUAUUGACAGAUACCUCGCCAUCGUUCACCCCUUGAGACCACGGAUGAAUUAUCAAACAGCCUCCUGCCUGAUCGCUUUGGUCUGGGUGGUGUCCAUCCUCAUUGCCAUCCCAUCGGCCUACUUCACCACCGAAACUGUCCUUGUCAUUGUCAAGAGCCAGGAGAAGAUCUUCUGCGGCCAGAUCUGGCCAGUGGACCAGCAGCUCUACUACAAGUCCUACUUCCUCUUCAUCUUCGGCCUGGAGUUCGUGGGCCCGGUGGUCACCAUGACCCUGUGCUAUGCCAGGAUCUCCCGGGAGCUCUGGUUCAAGGCAGUGCCCGGGUUCCAGACCGAGCAGAUCCGCAAGCGGCUGCGCUGCCGUCGGAAGACCGUCCUGGUGCUCAUGUGCAUCCUGACCGCCUACGUGCUGUGCUGGGCGCCCUUCUACGGCUUCACCAUCGUGCGCGACUUCUUCCCCACCGUGUUCGUGAAGGAGAAGCACUACCUCACCGCCUUCUACGUGGUGGAGUGCAUCGCCAUGAGCAAUAGCAUGAUCAACACCGUGUGCUUUGUCACGGUCAAGAACAACACCAUGAAGUACUUCAAGAAGAUGAUGCUGCUCCACUGGCGUCCCUCCCACCACGGGAGCAAGUCCAGCGCUGACCUUGACCUCAAAAGCAGCGGAGUGCCUGCCACCGAAGAGGUGGACUGUAUCCGGCUGAAGUGA
Castor canadensis (American beaver) is the source of this 1569-nucleotide messenger RNA. NCBI's taxonomy places the organism in Eukaryota, Metazoa, Chordata, Mammalia, Rodentia, Castoridae. The record is from RefSeq and is a predicted model, not a curated record.